ACGUUACCGUUCCGCGCGCUCUCCCGCAGGAGGAAAGAGGCAGCACCAACGAACUUGCAGGUCGCGGGCCGCGGGUUCCGGAGUGAGCGCGCCGAAGGAGCGAGAGCCAACCGGCGGGAGUCGGAGUCGCAGUCGGAGUCUAGGGACCGGAGCACGAGCCUGAGCCGCAGAGCACCGCCCUCCCGCCCGUCGCCACCCGCGCACCCGGCGCUGCCAGAGCCACCAGCGCAGCGUGGCCAUGGAGCCCAGCAGCAAGAAGCUGACGGGUCGCCUCAUGAUGGCUGUGGGAGGGGCAGUGCUCGGCUCCCUGCAGUUUGGCUACAACACUGGGGUUAUCAAUGCCCCCCAGAAGGUAAUCGAGGAGUUCUACAACCAGACGUGGAUCCACCGCUAUGGGGAGCACAUCGUGCCCACCACACUCACCACGCUCUGGUCGCUCUCAGUGGCCAUCUUCUCCGUCGGGGGCAUGAUUGGCUCCUUCUCUGUGGGCCUUUUUGUUAACCGCUUUGGACGGCGGAAUUCGAUGCUGAUGAUAAACCUGCUGGCCUUCGUGUCCGCUGUACUCAUGGGCUUCUCGAAACUGGGCAAGUCCUUUGAGAUGCUGAUCUUGGGCCGCUUCAUCAUCGGUGUGUACUGUGGCCUGACCACAGGCUUCGUGCCCAUGUAUGUGGGGGAGGUGUCGCCCACAUCUCUUCGUGGGGCCCUAGGCACGCUGCACCAGUUGGGCAUCGUCAUCGGCAUUCUCAUUGCCCAGGUGUUUGGCCUGGACUCCAUCAUGGGCAAUGCAGAGCUGUGGCCCCUGCUGCUGAGCAUCAUCUUCAUCCCAGCCCUGCUGCAGAGCAUCCUGCUGCCCUUCUGCCCCGAGAGCCCCCGCUUCCUGCUCAUCAACCGCAACGAGGAGAACCGGGCCAAGAGUGUGUUGAAGAAGCUGCGUGGGACAGCCGAUGUGACCCAGGACCUGCAGGAGAUGAAGGAGGAGAGUCGGCAGAUGAUGCGGGAGAAGAAGGUCACCAUCCUGGAGCUGUUCCGUUCAACCACCUAUCGCCAGCCCAUCCUCAUUGCCGUGGUGCUGCAACUGUCCCAGCAGCUGUCGGGCAUUAAUGCUGUCUUCUAUUACUCCACGAGCAUCUUCGAGAAGGCAGGGGUAGAGCAGCCUGUGUAUGCCACCAUCGGCUCUGGCAUCGUCAACACGGCCUUCACUGUCUUGUCGCUGUUUGUGGUGGAGCGAGCCGGCCGUCGGACCCUGCAUCUCAUAGGCCUGGCUGGCAUGGCGGGCUGUGCCGUACUCAUGACCAUCGCGCUGGCACUGCUGGAGCAGCUGCCCUGGAUGUCCUAUCUGAGCAUUGUGGCCAUCUUUGGCUUUGUGGCCUUUUUUGAAGUGGGCCCUGGACCCAUCCCAUGGUUCAUCGUGGCUGAACUCUUCAGCCAGGGUCCUCGCCCAGCUGCCAUUGCCGUUGCUGGCUUCUCCAACUGGACCUCAAAUUUCAUAGUGGGCAUGUGUUUCCAGUAUGUGGAGCAACUGUGUGGUCCCUACGUCUUCAUCAUCUUCACUGUGCUCCUGGUUCUGUUCUUCAUCUUCACCUACUUUAAAGUUCCCGAGACUAAAGGCCGGACCUUCGAUGAAAUUGCUUCUGGCUUCCGGCAGGGGGGAGCCAGUCAAAGUGACAAGACACCUGAUGAGCUGUUCAACCCACUGGGGGCUGAUUCCCAAGUGUGAGGCGCCCCACACCACCAGCCCGGCCUGCUUCCAGCAGCCCCAGGGGUAUCUUGGGAGCACAGGCAGCUGCAUGACACUUCCAAACUGACAUAUCUCAGCUGAGCCGGGCUUGGGCUCCUUUCUUCAGCCAGCAAUGAUGUCUAGAAGAAUAUUCAGGACUUAUAAUGGCUCCAAGAUUUUAACAAAAGCAAGACUGUUGCUCAAAUCUAUUCAGACAAGCAACGGGUUUUAUAAUUUUUUUAUUACUGAUUUUGUUAUUAUUUUUUUAUCAGCCAGAGUCUCCUGUACUCAUACCCCAAGCUUCACCCCAAUGGCUCAGUGCCUAAGAGUGGGGAUCAAGCCCUGUCCAGACACUUGCCUUCUUUGCCAAGCUAAUCUGUAGGGCUGGACCUAUGACCAAGGACACACUAAUUGAACUACGAACUACGAGGCUUCUACCCCAGGAGGUGGCUGUGGCCACCCCCUUCUGCAGGCCUGGAUCUCCCUGUGUUGCUUUGCCUCCCACGGAUUUGUCACUCCUUUUCCCCUGGGUGACGGAGCCGCCAAAGAUUACUCAAAGCCCAUCUCUUCUGAGCAGUGAGAAGCCCCAAAAAGGGGUUAAUCUCCCAGAACCCUCAACAGUGAGGCAUUCCUUCCAUUUGGGAAAUUAACCACAAAUUGGGGUUCUCUUCCCACAUUUAUUCUCCAGACCAGGAAGUUCCAGGAAGAAAACAUAGUUGGGGUUUUUGCUAAGUACAACUUAACAAGUUUAACAAUAGAAGCUGGUAACAUUCAGUAAGAAAAGCAAGGUAACAUUCUAUAAUGCAAUUAAGUCGAUCCACUAACAAAAGCUUGAUUUUAGGAAACAUUUUCUUACAGCAACUUCCCAGUAUCUUUACAUAUUAAUCAGUAACCUUUGUCUUUGAGCCAGCAACCUUGCUGUGUUACAAUUCUUUAUCUUACAACAGAGACUGUAGCCUGGGGAAAAUUUCCUGUCCUUUGCAAAGUCAAUAUUUGAAACUGCAAGGCUUUGGAAAACCAGGCCCUGUGAAUUACAUUUGCUUUAUGCAUACUUCACAUCCCUGCCCUAGGGGUUGGCCUGCAUUAGGAUUCAGCCUUUCCCAUCUUUUCCAACCCAACCACUCAAAUUAAUCUUUCCUUGCCUGAGACCAGUUGGGAGCACUGGAGUGCAGGGAGGAGAGAAGGGCCAGACGGGCUGCCAAGUUCUAGUCUCCUUUGCACUGAGAGCCAGACGAUCACCAUGAGAGGAGGGCCCAUGGGAGGCUAAGAACUCACUGCUCAAGAAGACAUGGACACUCCUGCCCUGCUGUGUAUAGAUGGAAGAUAUUUAUAUAUAUUUUUUGGUUGUCAAUAUUAAAUACAGACACUAAGUUAUAGUAUAUCUGGAGAAACCAACUUGUAAAUAUACCACCUCACUCCUGUAACUUAGCUAAACAGAUAUAAAUGGCUGGUUGUUACAUA
Molecule: messenger RNA, 3178 nt
Organism: Cynocephalus volans (Philippine flying lemur)
Lineage: Eukaryota; Metazoa; Chordata; Mammalia; Dermoptera; Cynocephalidae
Gene: SLC2A1
Product: solute carrier family 2 member 1
Exons: 10
Coding region: 239-1717 (492 amino acids)
Biological process (GO): dehydroascorbic acid transport; response to insulin
Cellular component (GO): plasma membrane; apical plasma membrane; basolateral plasma membrane
Molecular function (GO): D-glucose transmembrane transporter activity
Source: RefSeq, a predicted model, not a curated record